Messenger RNA from Haliotis rufescens (red abalone), 1331 nucleotides. RefSeq lists its product as uncharacterized. The coding region runs from base 22 to 426 and encodes 134 amino acids. The transcript has 2 exons. Lineage: Eukaryota; Metazoa; Mollusca; Gastropoda; Lepetellida; Haliotidae. The record is from RefSeq and is a predicted model, not a curated record.
AAUCGCACAUAGACACACACAAUGAAAAGACUAGGCGGGUUGCUGUUCACCCUGUUAGCCAUCAUGGCGGUCGCGUCGGCGCGUGUCUUGUCGAAAAUGGAAGCUGCUUUACUGAAACUUGACAUCAGCUCUCAGGUUAUUUGUUUGGAAUACGAAAGAAAACCAACCAACAACUGCGCUUGGGUGGCGGGACUCAAUAUCUUCGCCGAUCAGCUGAUUGACGGAGGUAAAAUCAUCGCCUACAAAAUCCAGUGGAAGAGUCGUCGAUGGUCGACCUGGUACGUCCCUGGCAUCAACGACAUCUCUAGGACCUACAACCCCAGCGACCACGACUGUGACACCCUGGCCUUGAAGGCUAACAGCAUGAGGAGAAUGUGGUCGUUGUUCUACGACCACACGCACGUCUACAUUAUCUGUAAGCCCUGAGUGAUGGGUAUAACAGUUUAGGUGAUGAAUCGGAUACCCAAUGGGAACCAAUGUCUCGACUGGAUAUAUAUACCAUGUGAUGCCAUAAAAUGACAAUGCGUCAUUGUUAAAAAAAGACAAAUGACACAGUAUCAAUCAAACUAUGAUUUUGAGUGAAAGCUGAUUUACACACGUGAAUAAAUAUGAAAUAGAUAAAACCAUUUGGUUUGCACAAUAUGGUGAAAUUAGCAAACGAUAAGCAAGACAGGUGGCGGCACCUGGUCCUGUGUAUAGCGCACUGGUUACAAAUCAGAGGCAGGUUGCGGAGAGUAGGUGGAUGAGUAACAUGUUCAACAUCUUGACUCCUGAGUGUUUCUAGAGCUUCGCUGAAACACGUGACAUCUAGUUGUCUCCUUAGGCAACUGACUUUGUUCUUUAUAAGCCUCUGUUCACCAAGUUAUCAAUGGGUACCCGGAAGGAUGAGGCAGCUUUGACCCAUACAUGAACCCAUCCAGGGAAAUGAGAGUGAAAUUCGAAUUGUUAUUUUAUAUAAUUAUUAUUAUUAUUACUGGCAGCGAACCCGGGUACUCUACCAAUGUAGAUCAACAUUGUCAUUGUUAAACAUGCUUUAGCGGCAAAUAUAAAUCUUUCUGGUAAACGAUGUUGGCUGGGUUAAAUCAAACUCCAAACAGUAAAUAGUAAAAUCAAAUAAAUGAAAUUAAUCAACUGUAAAUAAACUUCAGUCCAAAUGUAAAACAAUGUUCACACAUUCAUUACGGGAGUCCCAUUUAUCCAACAGCAAGAUAAGAACAUACAGGUCUGUCAAGUCAUCUAUAAAUAUUGAGAAAUAUCUAACAUAUUGUAAAAACAAAGCUCAUAGGUCAAGUUUCUCAAAACUUCGUUGAAGUAAUCACAAACUAAAUACU